Molecule: messenger RNA, 627 nt
Organism: Canariomyces notabilis
Lineage: Eukaryota; Fungi; Ascomycota; Sordariomycetes; Sordariales; Chaetomiaceae
Product: Acireductone dioxygenase
Exons: 4
Coding region: 98-616 (172 amino acids)
Molecular function (GO): acireductone dioxygenase [iron(II)-requiring] activity
Source: RefSeq, a predicted model, not a curated record
AUGCCCCUCACCACCAAAAUUUAGGGAAGCCGUGAACCCCGCAGAGUCAAAAUCCCCCAAUUGCUGCCAAGACAGCGUGAUAAAAGCAGAAAUCAUAAUGAAAGCCUACCUCUAUGACAACCUCCCAGGCGACCAGCGCCUCCCACAUGACUCGGGCACCGCCCUGUCGGCCAGCGACCUCUCGGCGAUAGGAGUGCUCUACUACCACAUCGACUCCAUCGAGGGUGUCGAUGCUCUGGCCGCCGAGCGGGGCUACAAGAACCGGGACGAGAUCACCGUCUCGCCCGAGAAAAUGGGCGACGCGUACGAGACCAAAGUCAAGAUGUUCUUCGACGAGCACCUGCACGAAGACGAGGAGAUUCGUUACAUCCGCGACGGCAAGGGCUACUUUGACGUGCGUGACAAGGGUGAUCGCUGGGUGAGGAUUUGGCUGGAGAAGGACGACUUGAUUAUCCUGCCUGCGGGGAUCUAUCACCGGUUUACCACGGAUGAGAGCAAUUACGUUCAUGCUAUGCGGCUGUUCAAGGACGAGCCCAAAUGGACACCCUUGAACCGGUCUGAGGACCUGGACUCGAACCCGCACAGGAAGCAGUAUGUUUCGCAGUUCCUGGCAUAGGAGCGAUGUCU